Messenger RNA from Spodoptera exigua (beet armyworm), 1545 nucleotides. Lineage: Eukaryota; Metazoa; Arthropoda; Insecta; Lepidoptera; Noctuidae. The record is from the annotation of a GenBank genome assembly.
CAACACUAUACCUUUCAUGUCAAUGUCAAUCAAGUCCUCAAAUGUCAUUGUCAAUAUCAAAACACUUCGAAUUUGCGACGCGAGUGUUUAAUUUUAGCCAGAAAAAUGUCUGCUAGAAAAGCUAUUCAAGUUGGAACUAAAAAUGUAAGGCCAGUACUUUCCUUGAAUCAUGGGGAGGCUAAAAUGCGAGUAUUGAGCUUGUACAGGGCUUGGUAUCGCCAAAUCCCUUACAUGGUUAUGGACUAUGACAUGCCAAAGAGUGAAGAUCAAUGCCGAGCUAAGCUGAAGGAACUGUUUCUUCAAAACAAAGACGUCACCGACGUCAGGGUUAUUGACAUGCUUGUUAUUAAGGGUCAAAUGGAGCUUAAGGAGACAGUAAACAUGUGGAAACAAAAAGGACAUGUAAUGGCAUACUUCAAGCCCACUGAGGAUCCCAAACCAAAAGAUUUCCUUUCAAAAUUCUUCACUGGCAAUGAAUAAAUAAUUUCAUUAUAGAUAUAUGUACAUAGUCAAAUCAUAAUCUAAGUAAUAAACAAAGUGUUGAGAAAUAGAUCCUUGAAAUAAUAUUUGUUGCAAUUUUAAUGUAGUUUUUUGAUGAGUUUACCUUAUCUUUUAUAUAAUUAACUAAUAUCAACGAAACUUAUGUCCUACCUUAUAGUAAAUGGACACCAUAGCUUAGGCACAGUUUGUUUUGUACUAUGGGGUAAAUCUGUAAAGGCACCUUGUUUAAUGAGGAGAAAGCCUUAGCUUUUCUAGUGUGGGAUUCUCAUCUACCAUCAUAGCAACUAAGUACAUAUGCAACUCUUUUUGAAUCAUUAGAGAAUCAUCCUAUGGAUUGAAUGUGUGACUCUUACUGACUCAAAACCAACCCAGAGAAGGCAGUUCUCUUACUUGGAACCCGCUGUGGUACAUCAUUGCACUUACACCUGCAACCCCUUGUCUUUGGUCCCAGUGGGCCCCAUUUGUGGCAGGCUGAUAGAUCUUUGAGGCGCGCGGACAUGCAUCCACCUAUCACAAAUGUAUUGGGAACUAGGUAUAAAAGAUAGGAAUCAACACUCAUCAGUCACUCUGAUCUGAUCUUUGUUUUGUAAUAAGUAAGUAAAAAUUUAAACUUUGUCUAAGGAAUGCGAUGGAGAGGGUUGGGUAAUUUGAAUUAGGCACUGUAAUAAUUAUUGUUCUUAAAUAUUAAACUCAUAUGACAUAAUAAAACCUACAUGUAUUGUAACAUAAACCUAAAGCAAAAUGAGUAAAACAUUGUUGACUAACGCGUCAAAAUUGACAGUUUUUGAUCUAAAAACGACUGAAACAAUUUGAAAGACCUCAGAUAAAAGAUUUUUUGAUACAGCAAAAUGUGUUCACGUGCAGCCGCCUUCAGGAACGUCAGACCUUUGAUGUCCAAAGAUUAUUGCGAAGCUCGCAGACGUGCAAUUGGACUAUACAGGGCUUUUUAUCGAUACAUUCCUUACAUCAGUAAGUGAAAAUUAUUGCUGUCACUGUCUUAUACAAACAUUCUGACGCGACAGCAUCAUAAUUAUUCCCCAACUA